AUGAUCAAGUUCCUCCUGAUGGUGAACAAGCAGGGCCAGACCCGCCUGUCUAAGUACUAUGAGCGGGUGGACAUUGGGAAGAGGCCUUUUCUGGAGGCUGAUGUUGUCAAGGGAUGCCUGUCACGCAAAAAAGAAGAGGUCUCUAUCUCAAUUAUGUUAUUUUUACUCUAUUAGAAAUCUUAAUCAAUCAAAUAAAGGUAUUUUGUAAAGACCUUUUUACAUCAGCAGUUGUCACAAAGUGCGUUACAGAUACCCAGCCUUAAACCCCUAAAAGCAAGCAAGCAAUGCAAUGGCUUGGAAAAACUAGUUUUUUUUGUUUACUUUCAGGGGUAGAACACAAUAGUGAGAAGACGUACAUAACUGGUGACAGGGGCAUAGACGAGAUCCUACAGGACAGAACAAAAUCCAGUUCAAUAACCUACAUCCAUCCCUUUAAUGUAUCAUUUAAUUUAUGCUAUUCUUCAUGCUGAGUUAGUGUGCCACUGCCAAUCCACAUGCAUUUUAUACAGGUGACACAGAGCUCAUUCUGCUAUUCAAACACCCAAGUAACUAUUAUUUUCUAUCUAGUGCUCUUUUGUGGAAUACAAGGACUUCAAACUAGUGUAUCGACAGUAUGCUGCUCUCUUCAUAGUUGUUGGUAUCAGUGACACUGAGGUGAGAGUUCAUAAUUUUACUGUUAUAAGUGUAAAAGUAUGAGUUAUCAGAUUAAGGUUGAGAUUAUAUUAUUGAGAGUAUUCAUGAUUCAUGUUGUGGGAUGUCUUUCUUUCCACAGAAUGAGCUGUCGAUCUAUGAGAUGGUACACAACUUUGUAGAGGUUCUUGACAAGUACUUCAGUCAUGUGAGUUCAGAGUCUCUCUUUUUAUUCACUACUUUAGCACAUUCUGGCUGUAUGCUAGAUUUACUGCAUGUCAACUAUCCAACCACCUGUGCAUAGCUCAGCAUUUUAGAGGUCAGCUUUUUCUGGGACAAAAACACAUUACUCUAAACUGAGCAUUCCCCAUAAGAGAAGCCAAUACUUCACAUUUAAUAGUUGUUUUCCAUUGGCAGAUGUAUCCUUGGUUUGCCUAAUGUAUCUCUAUUUUGCCUUUUGUAUUGUAUUGAUGUGUAUAUUCUUGUAAUUACAGGGCUCAUCUGCAAAAGAGACCUUGGUCUCAGCAUGACUCCCUGUCAAAAUAAAGGUUUUAAAUAAAUACAAUAAAAAUAACCAUGUAACUGCUUUGUGUUUUUCUCUCCUAACAGAGUGAAUUGGAUGUAUCCUUUACAAAUGAUAAGUUGUUUUGUUAUUAAUCAGUUUGAGGAAAUGAGUCAGUCAUUGAAACAGAUGCAGGGGCUGUCUGCGUGUCCACCCCUCACAUUAGGGGCUUGUCAUGUGGCUAGCCAACUGUGCCAUUCGAGGCUUGGCAUUUAGUACGGCACUGCACAGACUGAUGAACACAACUGUCAUUGUCGGACUCUGGUCUCAGUCAGACUUGCCGGGGUCAGACCAGUCAUAAGAAGUGGAAUGCAACUACAGUCGGUGGUGUUAACGGUUUCGCUACACCCGCAAUAACAUCUGCUAAACACGUGCAUGUGACCAAUAAAAUGUGAUUUGAUUACACUAAGUUUUUUAAGUUGUUCAACUGGCGAGAGACAUGUUAAUGCAGGGGUUAAAGCCUCCCAAAAAUCCCAUGACUGAAACUUAAAUCAAUUAAUCAUUUUAGGGAAAGAGGAUAAUUUUGUACAUGUAUUAAACUGCAAGUUUGACCAUUUCAAUGUUGAAAAAUAUAUUUUUAAAUGAUCAAUGACUGAAAUCUGUCACAGUGAACGUUGACCCCUCUGUUAAUGGAGUAGCCAGGGUUAACAAUUUCUUACUAAUGGAGAGGGCUCAUUGAGGGGGGGGGGGGGGGGGGUUAACAAAUGCCCUACUUUACACUGUGAUAGGGAAUUCCAUGUGUAUUCAAUGUUACAAUGUCAUUUAAUUUCUUUAACUCCAGUUCAGAUCAUGUUCAACCUUGAUAAAGUGCACAUCAUCCUUGAUGAGAUGAUCCAGAAUGGGCACAUAGUGGAGACCAACAAGAACCACAUCCUGGCACCUCUACUAGCUCUGGACCAGAUGUCUGAACCACAUUGA
Messenger RNA from Coregonus sp. 'balchen', 2110 nucleotides. NCBI's taxonomy places the organism in Eukaryota, Metazoa, Chordata, Actinopteri, Salmoniformes, Salmonidae. The record is from the annotation of a GenBank genome assembly.